AUGUUUAGCUUAGUAGUGGCUAACAACGCCACGCGUGGGAAGGUCAUCGCCCAUGUUCGACCAUACACACUGUUCACUCAAAGGCGUUUCUUAGAAUACUGGGCCUUUGGAGUGACCGGGCGUACGCAGCACUACGCCCAGGGUGACAUGCUGCCUCGCCUAGACAAUACCCACAAGGCGAUCAACAAGUCCACUGCCGAGGCAGCUACCCUUACCGGUAACCACAAAGGCAUCGCAUACGAUAGCACGAACAUUUUUAGCGUUACUGGGUUCAGCCAGCUCGAAAAGGAGCACUACCAGCCCUUGCGUGGUAUUGCUAAACACAAGGUUGACAGCUCCCUACGGGAAAAAGAAGGUCAUGCCGUCGCCGCGCUGAUGCGGGAGUUACAGGCGUCGAGUGGAACGGAAUCCCUCGAGUACCUAUGGUGGACACGCUUGUUGAAGGACUUCCCCUCACUUACUAAGCCAUGUACGCCCGACUUCAAGAAGUCCUGGGAGGAGUUUUAUCUCAAGGCGUUUGCGGUAGCCCACGACAAUGCAGCAGUGACCGCCCUGGCGGUGCCGUUUGUGCGGGAGCAGAUGCAGGUGAACUACAUCUCGUAUCCACUCUUUUGGCGGAUUGCGGAGCGGCUGGGAGAUGCCCUCGAGAGCGCCCCCCUCGCCUCACGUUACGAAAAGCGCGUCUCGAGGUGGGUCGUUGAGCACGUCACGAAGCUGAUGCUAGACACCAUCGCCGACGAGCCUUGGGCUCACCAGGAUACCACCAGCCCACUCCACGUUGAUGUCUCGAGUGUUCGAGCUUGGCAUGAAGCCGGGCUUUGGUAG
Phytomonas sp. EM1 is the source of this 825-nucleotide messenger RNA. The record is from the annotation of a GenBank genome assembly. Lineage: Eukaryota; Euglenozoa; Kinetoplastea; Trypanosomatida; Trypanosomatidae.